Molecule: messenger RNA, 544 nt
Organism: Trichomycterus rosablanca
Lineage: Eukaryota; Metazoa; Chordata; Actinopteri; Siluriformes; Trichomycteridae
Gene: npvf
Product: neuropeptide VF precursor
Exons: 3
Coding region: 1-468 (155 amino acids)
Biological process (GO): negative regulation of gonadotropin secretion; neuropeptide signaling pathway
Molecular function (GO): signaling receptor binding
Source: RefSeq, a predicted model, not a curated record
AUGUCCUGCUCUGCACUUUCUCUAGCACUAGGCAUCCUGAGUAGUCUGGUGUUUCCGGAUGUUAGCACUGUCAGACCCCCACUUGCUGGUAACAGUGACAUCAACACAAUCACAAGCAGAAUAUUUCUAAAGCACAAUGAAAAUCUUCCCAGAAGUCUGGAGAUGGAGGACUUUGCUCUAAGCGUAGCACCAACCAGCAGCAGAGUGGACUCACCUACCAUCCUCCGUCUGUAUCCGAUCUCAGCCAAACCAGCACACCCCCAUGCCAUCCUGCCACUCCGUUUUGGUCGUGACUCUGCGAACAUGCAGCGGACACCCAAGUCCACAAUCAACCUGCCGCAGAGGUUUGGCCGACGUGCUGACAAUCCAUCCGCCACUCUUCCUCAACGGUUUGGUCGGAGGAACCUUCUUUUUGGGGAUCCAAUUCUGAUACUCGAUUCACCAUCACCAAGAGACAGGACACAAUGACUAUGACUUCAUGACUGAAACAGUUCAAGAGGAAGACAAAGCUUUAAAGCUAGCAACAAACAUUUUUCAGUCCGUU